CGGACUUGGCACAUGUAAUUUCUGGUAAAUGCUUGCGUAUUCUUUCCUCCUCUAGCUUGCGUAUUUGUUCCCUCAGCCGCCAUUAUCACCAGAGUGACGUGUUCAUUCAUCUUCGUCCUCCUAUCAUAUUGUUCGGUCAACGAAAUUUCAAAGAAUACUGUAUUUGGUCGUCUGGGUGUGUUCUUCAACCACAAAAUUCCAUCCAAUAUCAAAGCUAUUCCUGCAAUAAUUCGUUGCACAGAGCAUUUACAAUCUAUUGGGUAUGUUCGUAUAUACUUCGAUAGUUUUAGCCUCUUCAGUUGCAGGGAGUGCUGAUUUCCCUGGUUUAGAUCAUAGCCUGCAGGUGAAAAGAUUCUGUGGCAUAAAUGGUUCCGGAAAUGGAAAUUGACACGGAGAAUCAGAUGCGUGAGAAGGAUAAUCCUAAUCCCAAUCCCAAUCCCAAUCCCAACCAUGAGAUGAGACCGUCAAGGAGUCACAGGGGCAGACAGGUGACUCCACUAGAAAUUGUUGCCUAUAGUACUGAUGAUCCCCAGAUAGCACCUGUUCCAACUGCACAGCCCUCUGCUCCUCCGAGUGUAGAGAAGGGAAAUAUACAUGCUUACUCUGGGGGAUAUAGGAAUGUUCUGAGCCUUCUCGUGUUCAUUCUACAUAUUCUCUCAGCACUUGCUGGAAUGGGGUUUUUUGGAUUUAGAGGAAUUCAGGCUGCUCUGAGGAAGGGCAGUGAGAGAUUUCACAUAGAGAAUUGGUAUCCCCAGCUCGUAGCAGCAGCAGGAGUGGGUUGCGUAUUCUCAUGUGUAUGGCAGCGGGUUUUUAUAUGGAGGCCUGUUGAGAUGAUAUAUGGAGCAUUGUGGACAAGCCCUGCAUUGAGUUUCACAGCUUCACUGAUGCUUGUAUCGACUUCAGAAUCGUCAAGUGUGGGAUUGGGAACUAUAUUGUUACUUUUCUCUAUUUCCCAAGCCUUGUAUGCCUGCUGGGUUAAUUCCAGGAUAAAAUAUGCAUCAAAGCUGCUCCCCAAGGCUCUGUUCCAAACAAACAAAUACCCGAAGCUGAUGCACCCCUCUUACUGGGUCAUUCUAAUUGCAUUCAUAUGGAUCUCUGUCUGGAUAUUAGGCGUUGUAGGGGCAAUCAGCCAGAAAUAUGCAGCACUGAGCGUGAUGGCGUUCAUACUCAGUUUGGGAUGGGUGAUGGAAGUACUCAGAAAUAUAGUGCACGUCACAACCGCAAGGGUUUUGGCAUUGUUUUACCUGAGAGGAAUGCAGUCAAAUGUACAUUUCUCUUUCCAGAGAGCCGUAACAACCUCUUUGGGAAGCAUCAGUCUGGGAUCAAUCCUGGUCCCUUUUCUAGAAGCUCUUCAAGUCCUGGGACGAGCAAUGAAUUUGGUUGAAGGAGAAGACGAAUUUUUCUUCUCUUGUGCGCAUUGUUACCUGAGAUUAAUGGGAUACGUCUUCCGAUUUGCUAACAACUGGGGCUUUGUUCAGGUAGCAACAUACGGGAAAGGAUUUGUUGAAGCAGCUCAAGACACCUGGGCAUUGUUUCAAGCGAGAAGUUUGGAACCUGUGAUCAAUCAAGACCUGACAAGCUCUCUCUGUGUUCUUAGCGGCGUUGCGAGCGGAUCACUCUGCAUAAUAGUAGCCGGCUCCUGGACUUUUGCAACGCACAAAAACUUGACUGCUACAGUAUCUUUGUUAUCCUUCGUAAUUGGCUAUUUCAUGACAAGAAUUACAAUGGUGGUGCCGCAGGCUUGUGUAUGUGCAUACUACGUUUGCUAUGCAGAAAACCCCGAAAACAGAGAAUUCGAGGACAACGUAAUCUCUGAUCGCGUGAGAGAUUUUCGGAGAUCUAUGGCGUGAUUAAGGAAGGAUCUCUAGACUACCACAAGAUCUUCGUUCUAUAUUCAUUAUUUGAUCUGCCAGUAGAAACCGCUAUAAUCUAUAGGCAUUUGGGCCGAGGAAAAGCAGUGCAGAGGGAAUUCAAUUGAAAGCCUAAUGGCCUUGUACAUAGUCAUACAUACAACAGGCAGAGGAUAGAGCAUUCUCAUGUAAUGUAAUUUUAUUUUAAAUUUGAUUUAUCUUGUCUGCGUCUGGAUUCAGAGAAUCGCAGCGCAAUCUGUACUAGUGCUUACAGACAUAAUUCGUCUGGAAAUCUAGAAAGAUGUGUGGUCAAUGUGAAACCCUAAUUCAUAAAUGUACUGUAAUAUUCGUAAA
Cryptomeria japonica (Japanese cedar) is the source of this 2204-nucleotide messenger RNA. RefSeq names its product protein PNS1. The coding region runs from base 366 to 1850 and encodes 494 amino acids. Gene Ontology annotation, molecular function: transmembrane transporter activity. The record is from RefSeq and is a predicted model, not a curated record. Gene Ontology annotation, biological process: transmembrane transport. NCBI's taxonomy places the organism in Eukaryota, Viridiplantae, Streptophyta, Pinopsida, Cupressales, Cupressaceae. Gene Ontology annotation, cellular component: membrane. The transcript has 7 exons.